CAGCCUCGACGUGCAGUGGCUCACUGAUGGGUUUGCUUCUGAAACCGUCCAUUGACGUUCAAAGGUUAUCACCGUUUGACUUCGUGUUUCCCACUUACCUGUAUAAUCUUCAGUGGUAUACAGUGGUAUAAACCGCAACGUUUGUUAUUGUUGUUGUGGUUAUUGACAUUAUUAUUAUUAUUUAUUAACUAUUAUUAAGUACCUAUUAACAUUUCGACAUGUCGUCGCGUUGAAUAAUAAUAAUAAUAUUUAACAAUAUCGUAAUACUGCGUUUUUCCUUUUCGCGUGAAAGUGUGAAACCGUAUUACUGUGAUCUCGUUCAGUGGGUGCCGUAUGCUCGUGUCGUCCCGUCGUCCGUUGUCCAGCAGUGCAUUCUCAGUCAGUCAGUCAGUCGGUCGUCGGUCGGUCAGUCGGUCGGUCGUCUUCUCGUCAUUAUUAUUAUUAACUUCAUAGAUGUGGUCGCGCACUGCACCACCUGUAGCCCAAACGACGGCCGUGGCAAUUAGUGCGGCGGCAGCAGCAGCAACUAUGACCUCCGUACCUUGGAGGUGUCGAACGUGCGUCGCGACCAGCUGAAACCCGACACCCGCUGCGGUACGAAAUUUUACGCGACCGCCGUGCGUGUGUGUAUUCCUCGAGCGAGUUCACGACGUCGGAUAAUAACGAGGAUAAUAAAGAUAUUGGUGUAUUUCAAUCGGCUGUAGCGGCGGCGUCCGUCGUCUCGCCCUCAGCAGUGCAGUGAUAUCGUCGCGCGUCCCUCUUUUCGUAGGUUUAGUCUGAACGUCGAAGCGAAAGUGGUGACGAAACACACGUACCUUCUGUGGUCUGUGACUGGAGAUCGGCUAGUGUAUAGUACCCUCCAUCAAUACAGCCUGCAGCCUGUCCACAAUCACCAUGGGCCUCUUGUUUUCAAAAAUAUGGAGUUACUUUGGCACCGAAGAGCACAAAAUCGUUAUAAUUGGCUUGGACAAUGCGGGCAAGACUACCAUAUUGUACCAGUUCUUAAUGAAUGAGGUUGUACAUACUUCACCGACUAUUGGCUCAAACGUUGAAGAAGUUGUAUGGAACAAUAUACAUUUUAUAAUGUGGGAUCUGGGUGGACAGCAAUCUCUCAGAGCCGCUUGGUCCACCUACUAUUGUAACACAGAGUUUGUAAUAGUCGUCAUUGACUCGACCGAUCGCAGUCGUCUGGAUUUGAGUCGUGAAGAACUGUACAAGGUAUUGAACAAUGAAGAACUUUCUUCAGCUGCUGUUCUUGUUUAUGCCAACAAACAAGACAUGAAAGGUGCAUUAACCGCUGCAGAGAUUAGCAAACAUUUAAACCUGACUUCCAUUAAAAAACAACAGUGGCAUAUUCAAGCUUGUUGUGCAUUAACUGGUGAAGGACUGUAUCAAGGUCUAGAAUGGAUAUGCAGUCAAUUGAAGAACAAAUAAACGCUUUUGUUGUUAUUAAUUUUUUAAUUUAAUUUUAAAUUUCCUUUUGUAGAUCAUUAAAUGUGUAUAAAAUAUAUUUAACAAAGUAAGAAUAAAUUAUGUAAUGUAUUAAAGAUGUAAAUAAUGUUCUAAAGUUAAAGUAAUUAAUAAUUAUUCUAUAUAAAAAUUUA
Aphis gossypii (cotton aphid) is the source of this 1604-nucleotide messenger RNA. RefSeq names its product ADP-ribosylation factor-like protein 5A (gene Arl5). Gene Ontology annotation, molecular function: GTPase activity; GTP binding. The record is from RefSeq and is a predicted model, not a curated record. The transcript has 5 exons. The coding region runs from base 895 to 1434 and encodes 179 amino acids. Lineage: Eukaryota; Metazoa; Arthropoda; Insecta; Hemiptera; Aphididae. Gene Ontology annotation, cellular component: trans-Golgi network; cytoplasm. Gene Ontology annotation, biological process: intracellular protein transport; protein localization to Golgi membrane; vesicle-mediated transport.